GCAGGGAUUUUGUUGCUCCUUAAGGUGGAGCGGGAACUCCGUUUACCCACCGAGCGGGAGAAGUGGUCCCAGACCGAGUCUGGGAAGUUGGGAGAGAAGCGCGGGAGCGGGACUGCAGCCCUUGGGUAGGGUGCGCUACGCGUUCGAAGAGCGCUGCGAGGACGGGCUCCGACAGCCCAGGGCUGGUGACCCGGCCGGGAGAAGGCAAGCGCGGGUGCCGCGGGGUAAAACGCAGGGUCCACGCGGUUCUCCGCAGAAAGGCCCCUUCUUUCACCUCGGACCACCGACAAGGUGGCGUCUGGCCGGUGUGGGGGUUCCGCGUACAAGGGGCGGAAACUGCUCCACUCGCCCGGGGCCUCCGAGUCACCCAGACUCACUUCGAAUUCCAGCUCUUCCACCUACUAGCUGAUCACCCCACUUCUCCUCAGCUUCCCCAUCCUAAAAGUGGGGCUAAUAACAGCACUCGUCUCUUGGGGCUGUUGCGACGAAUAAAUGGUACAACGUAAAUAAAGCGUUUAGCCCCCAAGCCCUUGCCUAGUAUCUAUCACAAGCAGGGGCUGUGGUCAUUACUGUCACCUUUUCGGCAAUUCCCUGGCGGUCCAGUGGUUAGGACUCGGGGCUUCCACUGCAGGGGGCACUGGGUUCGAUCUCUGGUCCGGGAACUAAGAUCCUGUAAGGUGCGGUCGUCCCCAAAAGACCACAAAGAUGCUGGGACGGACUGGCGCCAAGCUGGGCGGAAGGCAAGACCCAGGAGGAGGGCGGGGGUUGGUGGUGACGUGGACAGGUCCGACCCAAGCUCUCGCGGCUUCCUCUACCCCGGGUCGGUGCCAAGGGCUGGACAAUCGGCGGGGUGGCUGCCCGGCUCCACCACCUCGGAACGUGCGAGGCGGCGGGUUUCGGGAUGACUUCGUGCGGCUGUAGAUGUCUGUGGAUCCUCAAGAUGCCGGUCUUACUCUUGGUCCUGGGCGUUGUGUUAUUUAUGUUCAGAAGUGUAUACCUUUAUACACAGUCCAGUAACCACAAACCACGGCUCCCUCACCCUGCUCCGGCUGCCGGGAUGCUGAAGCUUCUACCUGAGGAACAUGUCAGGAGCCUCUUUGUCUAUGAUGGAAUCUGGCUCUUCCCGAAAAACCAGUGCAAAUGUGAAGCCUCGGGACAUCAGGGAAGCUAUAACUUUGAGGAUGCCUAUGGCCAGAGUGACCUCCCUGCGGUGAAACUGAGGAGACAGGCUGAAUUUGAACACUUUCAGAGGAGAGAAGGGCUGCCUCGCCCACCGCCCUUGCUGGCUCAGCCCAACCUGCCCUUUGGGUACCCUGUCCACGGGGUGGAAGUGAUGCCCCUGCACACGGUUCCCAUCCCAGGUCUCCAGUUUGAAGGACCAGAUGCUCCCAUCUAUGAGGUCACCCUGACAGCUUCUCUGGGGACACUGAACACCCUCGCUGACAUCCCAGACAGUGUGGUACAGGGCAGAGGCCAGAAGCAGCUGAACAUUUCGACCAGUAACCGGAAGCUUUUGAAUUUCAUACUCCAGCACGUGACAUACACAAGCACAGAGUAUCAGCGCUGCAGGGUGGAUGUAGUGAGUCUGGAGUCCAAGUCCUCAGUGGCCAAGUUUCCAGUGACCAUCCGCCUUCCUGUUAUGCCCAAGUUAUAUGAUCCUGGACCAGAGAGGAAGCUCAGAGACCUGGUGACCAUUGCCACCAAAACUUUCCUCCGUCCCCACAAGCUCAUGACCAUGGUCCGGAGCAUUCGUGAGUAUUACCCAGAUUUGACCGUGAUCGUGGCUGAUGACAGCAAGGAGCCCCUGAAAAUUAAUGACAGCCACGUGGAGUAUUACACCAUGCCUUAUGGGAAGGGUUGGUUCGCUGGUAGGAACCUGGCCAUAUCUCAGGUCACCACCAAAUACGUUCUCUGGGUGGACGAUGACUUUCUCUUCAACGACAAGACCAAGAUUGAGGUGCUGGUGGAUGUCCUAGAGAAGACAGAACUGGACGUGGUAGGCGGCAGUGUGCUUGGAAACGUGUUCCAGUUUAAGCUGUUCCUGGAGCACAGUGAGAAUGGGAACUGUCUCCACCGGCGGUCAGGAUCUUUCCGGCCCCUGGACGGCUUCCCCAGCUGCGUGGUGACGAGUGGCGUUGUCAACUUCUUCCUGGCCCACACAGAGCGGCUCCAAAGAGUGGGCUUCGACCCCCGCCUGCAGCGAGUGGCUCAUUCAGAGUUCUUUAUCGAUGGGCUCGGAAGCCUGCUUGUGGGGUCCUGCUCAAAUGUGAUUGUAGGUCACCAGCCCCGUUCUCCAGUGGCGGACCCAGAGCUGGCAGCCCUGGAGAAGAGCUACAACAUAUACCGGACCAACACCAAAGCUCAGAUCCAGUUCAAGCUGGCUCUCCACUACUUCAAGAACCAUCUCCAAUGUGCCACGUAAAGGUUGUCCGGGCACUGGAAAAGCGCUGUGCUGAGCGGUUGCAGGUAUCUAAAACAGAGGAACUGGUGGAUGGGCUAUCAAAAUUUGAACUCUAGAUAAGACAGACAGGGCAGAUGGGUCUGGCUCAGGUACUGGAAAUCUCAAUCAAAAGCUGAGGGUUAUUAGAAAUGGACCAAUCACUGAUCAGGGCAACGGAGACUGUAUUCAUUGUUUGUAUGAUGUCUUACCAUUUAUGAAACAUUUGUACAUAUAGUGUCUCACAUUAUUUCAUUUCAUCUCACACGAAAGAGUAUAUGAUGGGUUGGUAUCCUCAGUCAAAAAGAUGGCUGCUGGGUCCUUGAGGGUUAUUUGGUGGAAAUUAUAUCACAGAUCAUCUCCAGCAUCAUUGCCAUCCACAGAUUUUUUUUGGUCCUACCUUGUGGACUCAAAUAAUGUGAAUAACCCAGGGUCCUUGCCUGGAGAAGGUGGAAGCCUGGUUCAGUUCAGUCCACUAGUGGAAUCGGAUCAGAUGAUGAGAGGCGGACCAGGCAGGCGAGGAGGGAGUCAGCUCACCUGGAGCCCGGCACACGGAUGGGACGCAGGCAGUUGGAGGGAUGAGAUCCCUGGGGUAGUCCACUCACUGCUGGAAUAAAGAUUUCCCUGGCAUCAGACUCCCUAUCAUAAAGACAGAUUCCAUACUUCCUGGGAUUGAACUCAGACACUGUGCUGAGGAGCCAUGAUAAACAGCGUAAGUGCAGUGGCCAAGCCACUCAAUUCUAGGGCCUUGAGAUCAGUUGCUGACCGCUCGAGACCUGUGUCAUCUGCAGAGUGGAGCCGUCACGAUGAGGCAGGCUCUCUCGGUUACCUUGGGAGUCAGGAGGUUCUCCCAGUGCUGCACUGGCUCUGCCUUUUGGUUUCUACUCUUUCCUACUGAAGAUGGCCGAGGGUAGUUCAGGAUCUCUGAAAAUGUGUCUGUGAGAUAUUAAUAAAACUUCAUGAAAAAUG
Orcinus orca (killer whale) is the source of this 3406-nucleotide messenger RNA. It is a transcript of the gene B4GALNT2, whose product is annotated as beta-1,4-N-acetyl-galactosaminyltransferase 2. Gene Ontology annotation, biological process: UDP-N-acetylgalactosamine metabolic process; UDP-N-acetylglucosamine metabolic process. The transcript has 11 exons. The record is from RefSeq and is a predicted model, not a curated record. The coding region runs from base 902 to 2422 and encodes 506 amino acids. Gene Ontology annotation, cellular component: Golgi membrane. Gene Ontology annotation, molecular function: hexosyltransferase activity. Lineage: Eukaryota; Metazoa; Chordata; Mammalia; Artiodactyla; Delphinidae.